This is a messenger RNA of Rhineura floridana, 2353 nucleotides long. It is a transcript of the gene PXK, whose product is annotated as PX domain containing serine/threonine kinase like. Gene Ontology annotation, molecular function: protein kinase activity; ATP binding; phosphatidylinositol binding. Gene Ontology annotation, cellular component: extrinsic component of endosome membrane; early endosome; late endosome. Gene Ontology annotation, biological process: protein targeting to lysosome; endosome to lysosome transport; early endosome to late endosome transport. Bases 323 to 2059 code for a protein of 578 amino acids. The record is from RefSeq and is a predicted model, not a curated record. Lineage: Eukaryota; Metazoa; Chordata; Lepidosauria; Squamata; Rhineuridae. The transcript is spliced from 18 exons.
GUGGGGCUGGCUGCUUGCCACGCUUUUCUCCAGUACGGUACUUUUUCUCUCCUCCUCCAGCCUUCCUUUUCUAGGCCCUGUUGGCCAAGCUGGCGUCGGCGGAGCCACCCCUGUGGCCAAAGGGGAGCUGAGACAGAGCGGCCCAAGGCUGGGUGUCAUUCGGGCUCUAAGACCCAGAGGACGGCCAGCCCACUGGCUGGCUGACUGCUCCCGCGUUGACAGCAGCGGCGGUGGCUGCAGCUACAGCUCCUCGGGGCUGGAGGGAGCUACCGGGAGAGGCACUGCGAGAAGUGCCGGGUUGUUCCUGCUGACCCGGCUCAGCAUGGCCUUCAUGGAGAAGCCGCCGGCUGGUAAAGUACUACUGGACGACACGGUGCUGCUGACAGCAGUGAUCGAGGCGAGCCAGAGCCUGCAUUCGCACACGGAAUACAUCAUUCGUGUGCAAAGAGGGAUUUCCAUGGAAAACAGCUGGCAGAUUAUAAGAAGAUAUAGUGACUUUGAUUUGCUGAAUAAUAGUUUGCAGAUUUCUGCUCUUAGCCUACCUCUUCCUCCCAAAAAGUUGAUUGGAAAUAUGGAUCGUGAAUUUAUAGCUGAGAGACAGAAAGGACUCCAGAACUAUCUCAAUGUAAUUACUUCCAAUCACAUACUGUCCAACUGUGAACUGGUAAAGAAAUUUUUGGAUCCAAACAAUUAUUCUGUAAACUAUACUGAGAUUGCUUUACAGCAUGUUUCAAUGUUCUUUCGGUCAGAGCCAAAGUGGGAAGUAGUGGAACCAUUAAAGGAUAUAGGCUGGAGGAUACGGAAGAGGUAUUUCUUAAUGAAGAUUAAGAAUCAACCAAAGGAGCGGCUAGCAUUAAGCUGGGCUGACCUGGGACCCGACAAAUACCUGUCAGACAAAGAUCUUCAGUGUGCUGUGAAACUACUUUCUUCAUGUUCUCAUCCCUAUAUUUACAAAGUCACUUUUGCAACAGCCAAUGAAUCUUCUGCACUGGUGAUUAGACCCUUCAGUGAAAAAGGAACACUGAAAGACCUAAUAUAUAAGGCAAAACCAAAAGAUCCAUUUCUGAAGAAGUACUGCAACCCGAAGAAAAUUCAAGGCCUUGAACUUCAGCAAAUUAAAACAUUUGGCAGACAAAUUCUAGAGGUCUUAAAGUUCUUACACGAGAAAGGAUUUCCAUAUGGCCACCUUCAUGCUUCCAAUGUAAUGUUGGAUGGGGACACAUGCAGGUUACUGGACUUGGAGAAUUCAUUGCUGGGGCUUCCAUCCUUCUAUCGGUCCUAUCUUACACAGUUCCGUAAAAUUAAUACUUUAGAAAGUAUCGAUGUGCAUUGCUUUGGUCACUUACUGUAUGAAAUGACUUAUGGGAGACCCCCAGACUCUGUUCCAGUAGACAGUUUCCCUCCUGCACCAUCUGCAUCUGUAGUGACUGUACUGGAAUCCAUUGUUUCUCCUGAAGCCAUGAAGAAUGGCAUGCCAACUGUCUCCCGACUCUUACAAAUGCCGUUAUUCAGUGAUGUCCUUUUAACAAAUUCAGAAAAAACACAGUUUAAGAUUCCUACUAAGUUAAAAGAAGCAUUGAAGAUUGCCAAAGAAUGCAUAGAGAAGAGGCUGGUAGAAGAACAGAAACAGAUUCAUCAACAUAGAAGACUGACAAGAGCUCAGUCUCAUCAUGGUUCAGAGGAAGAGAAAAAAAAGAGGAAGAUCUUAGCACGAAAGAAAUCUAAACGCUCGGCCUUCGAAAGUGGGGAGGAACAGACAAUGAAAUACAGCAACUCAAACAAUUCAGCAGGCUCUGGGGCGAGUUCACCUCUGACAUCGCCUUCUUCCCCUGUUCCACCUUCUACAGCAGCAGGCGCCUCAACAAUUCCUCCUCCGCCGCCGCCACCACCACCAGCAGCUCCCCCUCCUCCUCCUAAUUUGGAUGUGCCAACACAGCCUGAUGUGCUGCCUGUUAACAGCACAAGCCGGGGCGCCUUACUCAGUUCCAUUCAGAGUUUCCAGAAAGGAGCUCUGAAGAAGACAGAAACCUGUGACUACAGUGCUCCUAGAAUCAGCUGAAACUGUUUACACCAAUGCAGCUUGGAUAUUUUUGUGUUCUAGGAACAAAUCUUAAACAACUGUUUGAUUUAGUCACCACCUGGUGAUGUCUUGUUUUAUAGCUGCCUGUUUAGAGCCAUUUCAAGCUCCCCCCCCCUGCAAUCUCUUAAUUGAAUAGCAGUACUAUGUUGAAUUGCUCUCUCAUUUUGAAGGGUGAAAUGUCAGUUCCAGUUUAAAGGAACUCUUAUUCUUUUAGGGGAUCUUGUUUUGGGGAUGUUGUAUUUCUACUAGAAUAAAAAAAAUAGUUCAACAAUG